AUGAUUUAUAUCAAUAAUGAACAUUUUGCAAAUUUCUCUCGUGUGGAUUUGAGUAAAAUUAGUCAAUUAUAUAUUGAUGGGAUUGACACAAUUCGAGUUAACGCUUUGACUUUGUGUCCAAAUCAAGUUAUAACGACUAAAACACGAAAGCCAAGAACCACAACAAAAAAACCUACGACGCCAACAGUUACCCCAACUACUACACCUCCCCACCCUUGUCUCAAUCCUAUUGUUCUAUUGAAUCCAAAGCUACCGUUAGAAAUUGAUCUUGUAGAAGUAGGAUUUGGAAAAGGAUUUUUACCAGACAAAUAUAUUGAAAUUAAUGGUAGAAUUACUAAUGUGCGCAGAGCUUUUGAUGUACAUCUGAUGGAAGGCACCUACCCAAGAGCCGACGAGCCAUUCUGGUUCGAGUCACACCACCAAAUCCGUCCACAGAUUGUACUUAAUAGUUGGUCUAAAUCUAGAGGGUCGGGAGGUGUUAAUUACCAUCGUUCACCUUUGCAAAUUGGCCAACCACUUAUUUUGAAAUUUGUUGCAGCGCCAAAAAAUACAACAAUUAUCUAUAUCAAUAAUCAAUGGUUUGCAAGCUACUGGGGUUCGGCUGAAGUUGGGUAA
This is a messenger RNA of Meloidogyne enterolobii, 615 nucleotides long. NCBI's taxonomy places the organism in Eukaryota, Metazoa, Nematoda, Chromadorea, Rhabditida, Meloidogynidae. The record is from the annotation of a GenBank genome assembly.